Drosophila arizonae is the source of this 2063-nucleotide messenger RNA. RefSeq lists its product as uncharacterized. The record is from RefSeq and is a predicted model, not a curated record. Lineage: Eukaryota; Metazoa; Arthropoda; Insecta; Diptera; Drosophilidae.
CCGAAUUCGCGUUUUAAAUGGUUCGCUAUCUUUUGCCUUCUAAUGUUCCUCGUGUACUAUAUUACCAAUACUUAUGACAGCCCAAUGGUUGAGCUGGAAUCGGGUAAAAUGGAAAUUAAAGCGAAAACUGUAAAAAUUGACAGAAUUGUAAAACAUGCAAUUCUCAACAAGACCGAUGAGGGAGAAGAAGAAACAGUAAUGCCACAGCCUCUGUACUAUGUCGAUAGCGCGCAGUGCAGAAUGCCUUCUGUUGAUCCCUUCUCAAAGGACGCAAUGGAGAUAUAUAAGCCAAUGGUAUUCGAGACGUGUACAAAUGAUUCGGAUCUCAUUAGACCCAUCUUCGAUUUCAACCGCAAGCGCUAUGUGCUCCGGAUUGAUGAAAGUGUCGCAGCGAAGCUUCUCAAUUCUAGUGAAACAGAAUACAAUUGCUACUACCAGGAAAUAACGAGAUAUGCGGAGCACGACAGUUAUAACGACCUGCCACCGAGGAAAUACUUUAGCCAACAUUACGUAGUGCCGUUACACGUCCAAGGCAUGAUAGUGGGCUGUAGCGAAGUGGCCAACGAUUCGAAUGUGCUGCAGACCGAUGCAUUUGGAUUCAUUCAGCACAUACCAACACCUUUAGCAGUGACAGUGGACAAUGCUAAGGCGGCACGCCGGAAACCAAGUGUUAUAAUGUUCGGCAUUGACAGCCUCUCGAGGAUCAAUCUGAGACGCACCAUGCCCAAAGUUUACAAGUACCUAACCCGUAAGGGUUGGUAUGAGAUGCAGGGCUACAAUAAGGUGGCUGACAAUACUUUCCCCAACCUAAUGGCCAUUCUCAGUGGCUAUUCGCCGGACACGGCCAAAGAGAAAGUCUGUGAUACUAAUUAUCACGGCUGCUUUGAUAAAUUUCCGUUCAUCUGGAAAUAUUUGAAGAAUGUAGGAUACUUGACAGCCUACGCGGAGGACUCGACUGGCAUGAACACUUUUAAUUAUUUAAAGCCGGGAUUUUUAACACAGCCCACAGACUACUAUUAUAGACCUUUGCUGAAAGCCUUCGAUGGCGAGAUGAAAACUUGGAAAUGCGAAAAAUGCUCAUUAACAUAUUGCAUCGGACGACGGAUCCACAGUAGCUACGUUUAUGACUAUGCGAAGGAGUUUACCAGGCGCUAUGUGAGCGAGCGACCUAUUUGGGGCCUAUUCUGGUCGAGCAGUUUCAGUCACGACGACUCUAUGAUGCCUUCGAUGAUGGAGGAUUUUGUUCUACAGUAUCUACUCGACUUUGAGGCGGAUCGUGUCUUUGAUGAAAGCAUUGUGAUAUUUUUCUCUGAUCACGGCGCCCGUUAUGGCAAACUAAUGAACUUGGCCAGUGCUUAUCUAGAGGAGCGUUUGCCCAUGAUGUUCAUCUACUUGCCACCCUGGUUUCGAAAACAGUAUCCGGAGUAUGCUAAAGCCCUUAAAAUAAAUCGUAAUCGCUUGACAUCCAACUUCGAUCUACAUAAUACACUCAAGCACAUCGCUGAAUUAGGCGGUGGUUCCAAUUCUCCACCAUUGCCCAAGGCUAACGAUUGUCCCAGUUGUCAAUCGUUAUUCUAUCCAGUGAAUGCGGUUCGCAACUGUUCGGAAGCCGGCAUACCCGAGCACUAUUGCACUUGCAAGCCGUAUAAAACGAUCAACUAUGAUUGGUCGGAUCGUAUCGCUGGCCGAGUCAUCGAGCGAAUGAACGAUUAUCUAUGGGCGAAAAAUCUGAGCAGCCUCUGCCAUAAUCUCACUCUAGACUAUAUACAUACUACGCAAUUUAAAAUCGGACUAGAGCACGAUUUUCACGGAGAGCUACCACAGACGGAGACUAAUGUCUAUCGCACCAAGUUCAAAGUGAAUCAAAAUAGCGCCGACUUUUUUGCAACUGUCGUUUACAAUAAUGUCACCAAUAGCGUGGAUGUCGAUGUAGAAUCCAUCAGCCGCACAAAUUCCUACGAAGAAGACUCAACCUGCAUUCAGGAUAAGAUUGCUAAACUGUAUUGCAUAUGCUUUUCAGAUCUUAAAUCAUAAUCCUGCAUACUGGUCCAAUCGAAACUAGA